This is a messenger RNA of Ectocarpus siliculosus, 702 nucleotides long. Lineage: Eukaryota; Phaeophyceae; Ectocarpales; Ectocarpaceae. The record is from the annotation of a GenBank genome assembly.
AUGAUCAAUGUGUACAGUAAGAGGUGCGGCCACCCGGGGUGCACGAAGCGGCCGUCAUUUGGUACGACCGGCAGCAAGAGGCCGGAGUUUUGCUCUCAGCACGCGAAGCAGGACAUGACCAAUGUGCACAGCUGGAGAUGCGGCCACCCGGGGUGCACGAAGCGGCCGUCAUUUGGUACGACCUGCAGCAAAAAGCCGGAGUUCUGUUCUCAGCACGCGGAGGAAAACAUGGUCAACGUCGUCGGCAAGAGGUGCGGUCACCCGGGGUGCACGAAGCGGCCGUCAUUUGGUACAGCCGACAGCAAAAAAGCGGAGUUCUGCUCUCAGCACGCGAAGGAGAACAUGGUCAACGUCGUCGGCAAGAGGCGCGGCCACCCAGGGCGCACCAUACACCCGUCAUCUGGGCGAGCCAGGGAGGAUCAAAGAAUAACACACCUGGCGAAGAACACGUCGCAAAUGAAGGAGAAGGCCAGGGAGAGGGAGAGCGAGAGAGAGCUGCUCUACCGGAACAAGAACCACCUCAAAGAUGAGCAGGGUGGUGGUGGCUUCGUGUGCCGUGACCCCGCCAGAGGCUACGAAGAGCGGCAGGAAGAAAGAGGAGGGGCCACGAGGAAGAGAAGGAAAAGGCGGGGUAGGGCAAGAACACCAGGAAGGAGAAGGACAGCAGCAACAAGACAGGUUGGCGGGGUAGAUUGGCGAUGA